AUGAUUGCCAUUUAUCAUCUACAACUGUCAUUAUCCAUCGUUCUAUAUCUUAUACUAUCAUCGACAAAUACAAUUGUUCAUACAUUUGCCAAUAGUAAAUUAUUUUUUUAUUAUGAAUAUAUUAUGUUUUUUUUUGUAAGUGUAGGUGCUCAGAGAAUUAAUCAAAAAAUUCUUGUUGGACCUAAUCAUAUUAAUGCAUAUUCAGGUGAAACAAUACAUUUUCCUUGUAUUGUUUCCAAACAAUCCAAUGCUAUUGUAACAUGGUGUUGGAAUGAUUUUUGUACAUUAGGUCGAACACAAUUAAUUCAUCAUGAAACAACAAUUGAUGGUUUAAUAAGUAUUUAUCAAUAUCAAGCCUAUCCAAGAUUUCGAUUAUCAGUUAAUGAACGUCAUAAUCAUUAUAAUUUGUCGAUUAUUCAUGUAUCAAAUAAAGAUGAAGGAGUAUUUCAAUGUCAAGUACAGAGAACAAUGAAUGCAAAUGAAGCACGUUCAGAACGUGUACAAUUGACCCUUAUUGAUCCACCCAAUGGUUUACCAACAUUAAUAAUACCAAGUAUGCCAUUAAAACAAGAACAAUCAGCUAAUAUAACUUGUUUAUCAUCUCCAUCAAAACCAGCAUCAUUAUUAAUUCUAUAUAAAAAUGAUGAAAUUAUAGAUGGAUUAUCAUCAUCAGCAAAACUUUCUUUUGAAUUAAAUACGGAUACAAAUAAAAAUUUAACAAAACUUAUUUAUACAAUUAAUAAUCCAGAUAGUAGUUGGAAUAAUGUACUUAUUCGAUGUGAACAGAUUUAUAAUAUUGAAAAACAAAAUUCUCAAUUAGAUGUUACAGCAAAGAUACAUGUUUAUUAUAAACCAAAAGCACGUAUCGAAUCUCAAAAUCGUUAUCCAUUAACAGCAAAUUCAACUGCAACAUUCCGUUGUAUUGUUCAUGGUAAUCCUGAACCAAAAUUAAGAUGGUUUGCUAAUUCAAUGGAUUUAACUUCAUUGACAAGUUCAAUAAUAAAUAUUCCUCUAUCAAAAAAUGUACAUAAUCAUUCAAUUGGUUGUACAGCUGUAAAUUCCGUGGGUGUAACAAAUACAAGUAUUCGUUUAUUAAUUCGAUAUCCACCAGUAUUUAUUAUUCGUCCACCAAAAAUUGUUGUCUUAGAUUUAAAUAGUAAAUCAUCAUUAAAUCCAACUAUAAUUCGUUGUAUAGUUGAUUCAUAUCCUCGUUCAAAAAUAAUAUGGUAUCGUUAUGGAGAAAUUAUAACUGAAGGAUCAUUAUUUAAUCUUGAAAAUAUAACUAAACGUGAUCAACAAGGAGUUUAUUCAUAUAAAAUCGAAACGGAUGGUUUUGAUACAAUUCAAAAUGAUUUUAUUAUUUAUAUUAAAGGUAAACCGUUGAUUUAUAUCCAAGAAUCUAAACAACAUAAACGAUUAUUUGAAUGUCAUGUUUAUUCAUCCAGUCCAAUUCUUAGUAUAAUAUGGAAAUUAAAUGAUCAAUCUAUUGAAUCUAAUGAUCAAUCAUCUAUAUCAACAACAUGUGAUGAAAAUAUUUGCAUAUCAAAAUUAAUUCAUGAUUAUCGAAAAUUAAUUCCAUCAUCUCAAACUCUUAAUCGUUUAUCAUGUAUAGCAGAAAAUGAAUUUGGUAUUGAACAUAGUCGACUUUAUCAAUUAGAAAGAUCUAAUGAUCCUUCAAUGGUUUUAGUAGUAAUUAUAUUAUGUACAUUUACUUUAAUUAUACUUUUUUCUAUUAUUGCUAUUUAUUGUUGUUGUCGUGCAAGAUAUAUUCGAAAGAAACAUAAUAGUUCAAAUAAAAAAAAACUUCCAAUCGUUUUUGAUGAACAUUAUUCUAUUAAUGAACUUAUUAAAGAAGUUGGAUCGUUAAAAACAUGUAAUACAUCAUUGAACAAUACAGAUCAAUUAUCAUUUAAAAUGGAAUCAACAGACCAUUUACUAACAACAUUAUUUAAUAAAAAUACAAAAAAAUUAUUGGAUGACUUAUCCAAUGAAUCAUCUACAAAUAGUGCAAGUUUUCAUUCAAAAUCAACAACAACUAUAUACAAUAAUGAAUAUAGUCCACGAUUGACUGAAGCUGAUUUUACAUUUUCAGGUAUAUCUCCAUUGUAUACAUGUCCACAUCCAAUGAAUGUGUGA
This is a messenger RNA of Adineta steineri, 2136 nucleotides long. Lineage: Eukaryota; Metazoa; Rotifera; Eurotatoria; Adinetida; Adinetidae. The record is from the annotation of a GenBank genome assembly.